This is a messenger RNA of Pediculus humanus corporis (human body louse), 537 nucleotides long. RefSeq names its product Coatomer subunit zeta-1, putative. The record is from RefSeq and is a predicted model, not a curated record. The transcript is spliced from 4 exons. The coding region runs from base 1 to 537 and encodes 178 amino acids. Gene Ontology annotation, biological process: intracellular protein transport; retrograde vesicle-mediated transport, Golgi to endoplasmic reticulum; intra-Golgi vesicle-mediated transport. NCBI's taxonomy places the organism in Eukaryota, Metazoa, Arthropoda, Insecta, Psocodea, Pediculidae. Gene Ontology annotation, cellular component: COPI vesicle coat.
AUGCAAAGUUCAUUAUUGGAACCAACUCUGUAUACAGUCAGAGGAAUGUUAAUUUUGGAUAACGAUGGAAAUAGAAUACUUGCAAAAUAUUAUAAUCCUAAUCUUUUUCCAACUCCAAAAGAACAAAAAGCUUUUGAAAAAAAUUUAUUUACCAAAACUCAUAGGGCAAACACAGAAAUUAUUAUGUUGGAUGGAUUAACAUGUGUUUACAAAAGUAAUGUCGAUUUGUUUUUUUAUGUAAUGGGAAGUUCACACGAAAAUGAAUUGAUCUUAAUGAGUGUUUUAAAUUGUUUUUAUGAAUCAGUUAGUCAAAUUUUAAGGAAAAAUGUUGAAAAAAGAAUUGUUUUAGAUAAUUUAGAUAUUGUCAUGCUUGCCGUCGAUGAAAUAUGUGAUGGAGGUAUUAUUUUGGAAGCAGAUAGUACUCAAGUAGUACAAAGAGUAGCUUUAAGAACAGAUGACAUUCCCAUUGGUGAACAAACAGUGGCUCAAGUUAUUCAGUCCGCUAAGGAACAAUUAAAAUGGUCAAUUUUAAAAUGA